Molecule: messenger RNA, 1827 nt
Organism: Silurus meridionalis
Lineage: Eukaryota; Metazoa; Chordata; Actinopteri; Siluriformes; Siluridae
Gene: brox
Product: BRO1 domain and CAAX motif containing
Exons: 13
Coding region: 175-1416 (413 amino acids)
Source: RefSeq, a predicted model, not a curated record
UUUAUUCCUAUAAAAUAUCGGAAAUUACGAGUUAUGACUGUCAGUGAUGGUGAUGUAAGCAACAAGGAAGCGCUUUGAGUGUUUUUGGAUCUUCAGAAUUUGUAUUUCUUGAGAAAAAGAAGAAGGUCGACAGGUUGAGUAGUUGCUCUUCAGGUGUGUAAAGAUCUUGACACCAUGACGCACUGGUUUCACCGGAAUCCUCUGAAGGCCACGGCUCCCGUCUCCUUCAACCUGUACGGAGUGGCCUCCAGUCCUGCUGCCAAUAAAAUCUGCAACGAUCUGAGGACGACGAGGGCCAGGCUUCUGGACAUGUUCACUGAUGUGACGUGCACUCCGGAGAUCAUGAAGAAAGCCAGUGAUGAAUACUUCUCUCUUUUACAGGGAUUCAUCGUAUCUCUGGACGGCACAACGAAAGAGAACAAGUUGCGUUUUAUUCAGAACUUUAAAUGGACUGACACUUUACAAGGAAACACACCCAGUUCUCAGCAGGACGCUGUGUUUGAACUGGUGUCCAUCUGCUUUAACGUUGCCGUCUGGCACACCAAAUUCGCCUCGAGACGCGCCGGAAAGGAAAACAUCACCGAGGACGAGGCGAAAGACGUUCACAAGAACCUGAAAAUUGCGGCUGGAAUGUUUAAGUACCUGAAGGAGGACCAGAUUCCUCGCCUCAUCACACCAGUGGAGAAAGGCAGAGACAUGGAGCCCAGAGUGAUCGACACCUACAUCAUACAGAGUCAAGCAGAAGCUCAAGAAGUGACCAUCGCUCGUGCCAUCGAGCUGAAGCACAAUGCAGGUCUCAUUGCAGCUUUGGCGCAGGAGACGGCAAACUACUACCAGAAGGCGGAUCACACACUGAACACUCUGGACCCCGAGUGCAGCAACAAGUGGAGGAAGUACCUGCAGUUAAAGCAGCACUUCUACAUGGCUUAUGCACAUUGUUACUAUGGACAGACUCUCCUCGCUACUGAUAAGUGUGGUGAAGCCAUUCGAAGCCUACAGGAAGCUGACAAAUGUUAUUUGCGUUCAGAGGCUCUGUGUAAAGAAUACCGUCAGACAAAAGGCCCAGGCAGCACCGCCAAACCGUCUGAACAGCUUUUCUUCACCAAACUCGGAGGUCUGAUUAAAAACACUCUGGAGAAAUGCCAGAGAGAAAAUGGCUUCAUAUAUUUCCAUAAAGUCCCAGUAGAAGCACCUGCUCUGGAGCUGAAGGCCAGUUACGGUCUGGCGGAGCCCAUUGUCUUCGAGCUCCCGCCGCUGAGCAUCCAGUGCACCCCCGAGGUCUACGCCACCUUCGAUCUCACCAGAGGACAGAAAGACGACAAGGCGACGACCAAACCCAAGCAGGAGGACGAGAUUAAACCUGUGAAGGAACCUGAUCUCAAGCCACAGAAGGACACGGGUUGUGUGAUCUCCUGAGCAUCUCUCAGAGGAGCAUCAGGAUGAGAGAGAAGAUCCUGGUCCAUGAAGUCUAAACACGAUUAAUCCAAAGCGGCCGAUUAGGUUCGAGCUGUAGGAGAUCUGUGACAAACAGGUGGUGGGAAAAGUCAUGAUAAUGAAACACACUACCAUACGUACUGUAUUUCUCCUCCUUCUCUUCUUCAUCUUCUUCUUCUUCUUCUUCUGCUUCUUCUACUCCUUCUUCUUUUAAUGAUUGUUUUGCAGAAAUCAUUCAUUCACUCCAUGAAGUGUUGAAGUGGACGAGUUUAGUUAAUAGAACAUUUCUCUAUGUGUAUAUUUCUAUUAAACCCUGUACUGAGGUGCACUAUAAUGCUGAAGGCUCUGCACAAAAGAACACACACACACACACACACACACACACACACACAC